AUGAAAAUAAAAAUCCACGUAAAAACCAAAAUAUUUAUAGGUUUAAAAAAAAAUAAAAAAAAAAAAAAAAAUAUAUUGCAAAAAAAAAUAAAGCAUCAUGUAAAAAAAAAAGAUAAAAAAAAAGGUAAUAAAAAAGAAAAAAAAAAAUUAAAGAUAAAAAAAAAAGGUAAAAAAAAAAAAAAAAUUAAAAAAUUUCAGAAAUAUUCUGAAUAUUAUUUCUCAGUAAACUGUUCAAAAAUUGGUAAUAAUUAUUUAAAACUAGAUGUUGAAUAUUCAACCGAUACGAGACAAAAACAAUUUUUAAAGUACAAGAAUGAAAAAGAAAAAUAUUAUGAAACAAAAACAAAUUCAACUUCAAGUUCGGAUAAAAAUGAAAUUAAUAUUUGCAUUUUUCUUUUAUUUUUUUUUUUUUUAAUUUUAAUUUUUUAA
Messenger RNA from Dictyostelium discoideum AX4, 429 nucleotides. RefSeq lists its product as hypothetical. Bases 1 to 429 code for a protein of 142 amino acids. NCBI's taxonomy places the organism in Eukaryota, Evosea, Eumycetozoa, Dictyosteliales, Dictyosteliaceae. The transcript has 6 exons. The record is from RefSeq and is a predicted model, not a curated record.